AUUUAUAUUUUUUAAUCAAUUACACAAAAAAGCUUCCGCGCUUCCGUUGUAUCUACCGGUAAAACAGAAAUCUUUGUGAAUUUAUCCGUCAGUUGAUUGACAGUUUGCUGCCCAGCAAGUGAAAUUGUCCUUUUAAAAAGAAAUUAACAACAAUUAAGGUACGAUGUCCGACAGCGUCAGCAAAGCUGCAAAGCCCCAAUUGCGCGGUCUUUUGCACAAUCAGAUAAAAAGAAACUUGAUUGUGGCGAUUGGAAUGUGCAUUACGGCUGCCGUCGCUCAAAAAAUAUUCGUUAAUGACCAUCGUAAACAAGUCUACGCCGAGUUUUACAAGAAUUACGAUAUUAACAAGGAGUUCAACAGGAUCAGGAACAAGGGAUUGUUUGACUCUUGCGAGCCUGACCAUUAGAGGGUUGGCAGUGAACAGUUAGAUCUGAAAUGAGAUUGUAGGUUAAAUUUUGUUUAUUUGAAAAUAAAAGUGUCGUAAAGUU
This is a messenger RNA of Tribolium madens (black flour beetle), 488 nucleotides long. Its product is annotated as cytochrome c oxidase subunit 6C-1-like. Bases 164 to 406 code for a protein of 80 amino acids. NCBI's taxonomy places the organism in Eukaryota, Metazoa, Arthropoda, Insecta, Coleoptera, Tenebrionidae. The transcript has 3 exons. The record is from RefSeq and is a predicted model, not a curated record.